UCAUAAUCGUAAUCAAAAAAUUAUAAACAUAUUUGUACAUUUGUGAUUUUGUUUUAUAUUUUUAUCAAUUUUGUUCUGAUUAAAACAAAUCAGCAGUUGAAAUUUAUUAAAUAAUGAUAAUAAACAUGUCACCAAAUUUCCGGACAAUGGCCUCAUCAUCCGGCGAUAUGAUUCGAAUGAGAUUUUUGAAUCCAUCCGAUCUGGAUGUUGUUCGACGCCUUUGUCAAGAAUGGUUCCCUGUACGAUAUCCGGAUGCCUGGUAUGAAACAAUUGUUAAUAAUCAUAAUCAACGAUUCUGUAGUCUUGUUGCAACAAUCAAUGAUGAAAUUGUUGCAUUAUUAGUCACCGAAAUUCGUUCGUAUCAGAAUUUAAAUUAUGAAGAUUUUGGUUUUCUUGCUAAACAUUUUGAACAUUAUGAUAAUAUACAAGUUGCAUAUAUAUUAACAUUAGGUGUUGUAAAACGUUUAAGACGUCGUGGUAUAGCAACAUUAUUAGUUAAAAAUUUAAUACAAAAUCUUCAAACAAUAUCAACAUUAAAAAAUGAUUGUAAAGCUAUAUAUUUACAUGUACUAACAACAAAUAUGUAUGCAAUACGUUUUUAUGAAAAAUUACAAUUUCAACGUUACAAAUUAUUACCACUUUAUUAUUCAAUUAAUGAUUGUUCAUAUGAUGGUUAUUCAUAUGUUUAUUAUUUAAAUGAUGGUCAUCCAUCAUCAUGGUGGUUACCAUUAAUUAAUCCUAAAUAUCAUUUAUUAAUUGUACGUAAUUCAUUACGUUCAAUCACCAUACAAACAUAUUAUCAAUGUGAUCAUAUUUUACAGAGCUUUUCAUUAUUAUCAUCAUUAAUAACUAGAUGGCCAUUGAAAUUUUUACGUAAAAUUUUCGAUACAAUUUUAUGUCGUCAUCGUUGUUCAUUAUUUAAAUUACAUGAUGAUCAUUAUCAUUAUAUUAAUAAUCAUUAUUAUGAUGAACAAAAAAAUCAUCUUUAUGUUUGUUAAAAUAUAGACAUACACAUACAUAC
This is a messenger RNA of Dermatophagoides pteronyssinus (European house dust mite), 1021 nucleotides long. It is a transcript of the gene Naa60, whose product is annotated as N-alpha-acetyltransferase 60. Gene Ontology annotation, molecular function: histone acetyltransferase activity; protein-N-terminal amino-acid acetyltransferase activity. Gene Ontology annotation, biological process: N-terminal peptidyl-methionine acetylation. NCBI's taxonomy places the organism in Eukaryota, Metazoa, Arthropoda, Arachnida, Sarcoptiformes, Pyroglyphidae. Gene Ontology annotation, cellular component: Golgi membrane. The record is from RefSeq and is a predicted model, not a curated record.